Halichondria panicea is the source of this 792-nucleotide messenger RNA. RefSeq lists its product as uncharacterized. The coding region runs from base 55 to 654 and encodes 199 amino acids. The transcript is spliced from 5 exons. The record is from RefSeq and is a predicted model, not a curated record. Lineage: Eukaryota; Metazoa; Porifera; Demospongiae; Suberitida; Halichondriidae. Gene Ontology annotation, molecular function: oxidoreductase activity, acting on a sulfur group of donors, disulfide as acceptor.
CAUGAUGUUGUACAAACCACACAUUCAUCUAUAGUAAACAUUGCAGCAGCAAAGAUGUACUCCCUUAUCUUGGUAGCCUUGGCUCUGUGCCUUGCCUCUGCAUCCUCAGCAGACAAGGUGGUGGUGGGAUUCUACUCUGAGCAACUCUGUCCUGAUUGCCUCAUGCUGAGCAACGGACCACUGACAGAUGCUUUUGAGCAGGUACCCGACAUCUUCACCCUGUAUUAUGUCCCCUGGGGCAAUGCAAGGUUAAUGACCGAUGGCAAAUUUGAGUGUCAGCAUGGAAAGAUGGAGUGUGUCAUGAACACUGUCAUGGCCUGUGUCCUCAACUACUACCCUGAUCAGAUGCAGUUUUGGCCAUUCUUGCACUGUAUUGACCAGUACAAGGAGAAACAGGAUCUCAAGAAAGCCGAGAGUUGUGCGUCUGAGACCAAGCUAGACUGGGACCAGAUCAACACCUGUCAAUCUGGAGACAUGGGGCACAAGCUUGAGCUGAUGUUUGCGAAUGUGACUAACCAACUCAACCCCCCUCACAAGUACACACCCUGGAUCACCAUCAAUGGAGAGCAUAACAACAAUGCUGAGGGUGAUGGUAUGGUAAAAGAGAUCUGCAGUGCUUACACAGGCAGCAAUGUGCCAGCGGCCUGUAACUAGACUGUGUGAUUCGAGGAACUUGAAUAGAAUGUGAAAUGAUUGUGCUGUUAAUAUUUUCAUUCCGUAGGGGCUCUAUAAUUGUACACUGUAUAAUGUGACUUCAUGUUCGAGGAUCUUUACCACCCAACAUAUUUUCAA